Messenger RNA from [Candida] anglica, 2040 nucleotides. The record is from the annotation of a GenBank genome assembly. Lineage: Eukaryota; Fungi; Ascomycota; Pichiomycetes; Serinales; Debaryomycetaceae.
AUGAAGUACAAUCACCUUUCUGUUCUCUGUUUCAUUAUCUCCGUGGUUGUAGCUGCUGGUCCCACCAUAACCCACCAAAGUGAAACUGCCUAUGAAACUUGUGAGGAGCUUAUAUCCUCAAGUUUCCCUGGAACCCUUGGUAAUUAUUGUCUAGAAUCCAACCAGCCUGCCUUAGGGUCUAUGGCCUUGUGCAUAGUGCAAAGCUUUAACAAAACAGGGGUUACCAAAAGAUUUUUAAAGCAUUGUAAGAUAUCUAGAGCCUCCUUUGAUCUGGCGUAUCUCAACGCAACCAAGUUUGUAACUGAUACCCCUAAAUUGGGAUAUCCAGUUUCUGUAUCAAAGGAAGAGGUGCUCAAAGAAUUUACGUCCGCAUUGGUUCUGGAUAAUAAUAAAAAUUGGCAUCUUUGGUAUGGAAUUGCGGUUAUUGGUUAUUGGAUAGUCAUCAUGUUAAUUUCUUCUAUUUUCCACUGGUCUUAUUUCCUAUUUCCAUCCGUCGUGAGAGGGUUACAUGGUCCUAUAUCUAAUAAAUUCAGAUCAUAUCUUACGAUACCUGCUGUGGGUAAAAAACAUCAUACUCAUCAUAAGCUGUUUCUUCGAUAUCUACACUGUUCUGUACCUACAAGAUUUGAAUCUGUAGUAAUACUUGGGUGGUUUAUUUUAAUUGCAGCUUUCCAUCUUUCUAACAUUUAUUUUAUGGAAGGUAAACCUAGAGGUAUUAAUAUUGGAGAUAGAUCUGCCAAUUUAUUGGUUUAUUCGUUAUCAUUGUUGAUCAUAUUUCCAGGUCGCAACAAUUUUUUACAAUGGAUAACUGGUUGGUCAUAUUCAAGAUUUCUUGCAUUCCAUAAAUGGAUUGCUCGGAUUGUAUUCUUGUUGGUUCUUAUCCAUGCUGGUUGUGAAACUCAGUCACUUGUAUCAAUUAAUACUUACACUGAGGCAUUGAAAGUCCCGCAUAUACGGGCCGGGGUCGCAGGGGUGGUCAGUAUAUCCUUGUUGGUAGGUCUGUCGUUCUCAUUCCUUCGCCGGUCAUAUUAUGAACUCUUUGUGUUGACACAUAUACUUUUAGCCAUUGCUUUCAUUGCUAGUGGGUGGAUUCAUGCCAAGGGUUUUGGGUUUGAGAAUUUCUUCCUUGCUGCAACAGUUAUUUGGGGAUUUGAUAGAAUUCUUCGUCUUUCUAGAAUCUUUGCAUUUGGUAUCCAACCCGCAAUCAUCCGUGUGAUUGCUGAUGAAACUUUGAAAGUUACCGUCACAAGACCAAAGUAUUGGAAACCAUUCCCAGGGUGUCAUGCAUAUAUUUAUUUCUUGCAAGGAACUUGCUUCUGGCAAUCACAUCCCUUUACCAUUGUUGAUUCUAUAUCUGAAGACAAUACUAUUACUUUCUACAUCAAAAUUAAGGGGGGUAUAACUCACAGUCUUUUUAGAAAAGUGUCUAGAUCAUUAACGAACUCCACCGAAAUGAAAGUGUUGGUUGAGGGUCCAUAUAACCAUAUACUUCCACUCCAUAUUUUUGAAAGUGUGGUGUUUUUAACUGGUGGGAAUGGAAUUCCUGGUCUUUAUGCUCAAGCACUUGACUUAGCAAAGAUUGCCAACCAACAACAAACAAUAAAACUUUAUUGGAUCAUAAGAAAUUACAAAUCCAUUGAAUGGUUUUAUCCUGAAUUAUUGAAAUUAAAAUCUACACUGGUGAAUGUUACAAUUUUUGUUACCCAACCCUCUAUCAGAUUGAAUGGACAUAUGGAUGAAGAUGACAAGUGCGAUGAAAAUUUUAAGAGUCAUAGCGAGUACGACGAUUAUGCUGAUCAUAAAAUUUGUAAGUAUAUUUUGAAAUUAAAGGAGAGAUUAUCAUUUAUUACCUUUGAAGAAGGUCGUCCCAACAUUCCAAUGUUGAUGGCCAAUGAAAUAUCCGAAUCGCGUGGAUCAAUAGCUUUCAAUUCUUGUGCUCACCCUCAACUAGCAGAUGAAAUCAGAUACAUUGUAUCGCAAGAGGUUUUGAAAACGACAACGAAAAGGAUUGACUUGUUUGAACAGGUGCAAACAUGGUAA